UAAAUAGAAUAUACUAUAUUAUCACAUACUAGAAAGAAAGCAUGUAAUCCAAAUAUUGUUCUAACUUCUGAGGCAAAAUUUGGACCACCACCUGACCAAGAACCAUGCGUAAAUGGUCUAAAGACAGGCAAUAAAGCAGUGCAUGUUACCUAGAAGAUUAAUGGUGACCCACUAUACACUUGCUUCCCAAAUCAAUCCACCUAAGAUAAUUGAUAUGGUAAACCCAUAGACAUUUCUUUAUGUUCUAUAAACAGUUCAGACAUAACUUCUUCCCCUAAAUGUCAAAAUUUAAUGGACCCUCACUUAUUCACAUUGUUAUCUGGCUGGUGAUUGAUGUCUCAGAUAGGACUUGCUUCUUUGCCUACUUUAUUGAAUCAACACUACCAAACUUAUCAUGAAGAGAAAACCAACUUGGUAAGUAAGAACAGAAUAUGAGAAUUGGUCAUAAAUGAAGUUGGAAAACAAUCUAAUCAAGGGAAAAGUGAUUCCGGCAAUUUUAGGUCCUUGUAAUAAUACUAGUUAGUAGUAGUGAUUUUUCAUUCUUUUAGGGUCUUGUGAGACUUAUGAAAGCUGCGAGUGACAUGGACCUAACAUUAUUCUUCUGUCAUUCCAAGAGAAUGAUUUGGACCACAUAACUCUGUACAAGUAUAACAGCAUAUGAUAUGAUAUGACAUUGAGUAAUAAUAGCAAUAACAGGUGUCAAAAAUUAGAAGAGCUUAUAAUGUCUGCCUAAUAAAUCAAUAUAGAAAUACUACAUUACAUAUAUGAUAUAUUUUGUUAAUAACUUGUACAAAUAAAAUAGCUCUAUGAUCUAUCCAAAUGGCAUGAGUUAUGGCAUUGAGCUUCACAGUUACCAAGUAACUCUCUGAUAUGCAACACAGCUGAGAAUCCUAGAGGCAUUAUCAAGAUUUAUCAAGUACAUAUCUUAUUCAAAAAUAGCAUGUUCUGAAUUGAAUAAAAUCUACUUGAUAGUAACUUUAUAUCUACAAACAUGGAGAAUCAUAUGCCAAUUAAAAUUGUGUAAAAAACAGAAUACUUUGUUGUUUUACAUUUUCAUUCAUUGUGUUUUACUGUGUUCUGUUAUCUGUGGUAGCCCAAAGCUACUGUUAUAUUCACCUUAAAAUCAAAAGGAAUUGAAAUUGGCUUCAAUGAUUAAGACUCUAGACUAGACAUAGAUAGCUACUAACAGAUGGCCAUAAUGCAACCAAAUAAUGAAGCAUCACAUAUAUAAUUGGUUAUUCAAUAACUCUAUCCAAAUAGGUAUCAUAAUCUAGUUUGGAUAUCUUGAUUUUUUAAAAAUUCAAACUUUUGUUGUUUGCUUAUAAUAAUAGAUGAAGUGUGUGAGGCAGAUCAUUGGCUGGGAAUUUGUUUCAUUGAAGAGUAAGGAAAAAAGGUAGGGUAAGGAGAAUAUGACAUGUUUGAUUUCAACAGCUUGAUAAUUGGUGACAUCACAAAUUGGUACACAUACCUGAAACACAUAUAUAUGAAAGCAAAAGGAAUUUCAUAAGCAACCAACAACAAAGCCUAGUUUCAUUUCAUCUUUUUCACUCAGCUUUUCCAGUUACAAGCAUAUUAAACUAAUAUAAACAUUACUGAAAAAAAAAAGAGUGUAUGAAAAAGGAUAUGGAAAGAGCAACAGCAAUGAAAACCUUUGAUUGCAACCUGCCUCCAAAAUCACCCAUCUUAAGAGAUACAGAUGCAUCUUUCUCAUCAUAUCUCAUACCCCAAAAGCCAAACACUUGCCAACCAAAUAAUAAUCAUAAUCACCACCGCACAAUCAACGAUCCCACCUCAGAACUCAGCAUAUUCGAUGCGCACAAAUACUUCAACGAAGUAACCAAUAACGACAGCCUCCAAAAAGUUACGAUCAGCAGCAACAACAGCAACAGCAACAAUAACAAUAGCAGAGUUUCACCAGUGGUGAUUAAUAUCAACAAUGAAACAGAAAGCAUUGGUAUACCAGAUUCUACAAGAUACUCCUCGGCUUCUUCCUCGGUGGAUGGUUAUGCAAACAUCAGAAACUAUAGAGCGCGUUCCUUCCAUGCCGCAACACCAACAGCUUCAUCAGAAGCUAGCUGGAAUAGUCAACAAGGUUUGUUAUCACACCCACCAGGUGCUAUCUCAGUUAACAUAAAAAACCCUUCAAAUCCAAACCCUAACAAUAACAGCAACAAAAAUAAUCUUAGAUCAUCACUUUCAAAACCAAUUUGGCUUUUAAGGAGAAAAUGUCCAUGCACAGGUAAAAAAUCAGUUCAGGUCAAUGAAAAAAAAUCAACAGAAUUACCCAAAAAUAGCAUAAAAAAUCCAUCACCAGUUUCACCAUCACCACCACCACCACCACCAAUGAACAAUUGGGUUAACAAUAACAAUAGCAUGGAUCAAAAUCAAACACCAACUCAUGUUGUAACCAAAUCACAAAGAUUCCAACCAGUGGUAACAACAACUGUAAGAGUACCAUUCACUGACGGAUUCACAUUCCCAGUGUUAAACCCUAAUUCAAUUUCAACAACAACAAAACACAAAAACGGCGUCGUUUUGGAAGAACCACCACGAGAAUCGCUAGAGGUUUUCCGACCACCAGAUGAACACACCGUGGAAGCAAUUCAUGCUAAAUCCCUAAAUUUCCCCUUUCUACCGGCUAUGUCGCGAAUCGUAAUCGACGACGGAGACGCCGCGAGUGAUGCGAGCUCUGAUUUGUUCGAAAUCGAGAGUUUCUCAACCGCGACGCAAUCGUCAUCUUACGCUGGUGCUGUGUACCGUCGAAACAGUAGAGACUCGUUUGAUGAAGGAUCGGUGACGACGGCGAUGACGGAGUGUUAUGAGCCGAGUGAGGCGAGUAUUGAGUGGAGUGUAACAACCGCGGAUGGAUACGACGAAAGUAGCAUCGUCAGUGGCUUCAUCGGCGGCGGAGGAGGCGGUGGUAGUGGUGGCGUGACGGCGGAGCAAUGGAAGAGAAAAGGCGGGAAUGGGUUGUUAAGCUGUCGGUGUGAAAAAGCGGUUAGUGUGGGGCCACAGCCAGUGAAAUGUGAAGGGGGACAAAGAGGGGCCACGUCAGCAUGGAAACAAGUGAGUGGUGGUGUAAUAAGUAGGGUAGGGGGUGUAAAUAUAAAUAAACCACCACUUGCUAGGUCUUCUCAUUCUCAAAGAAACAAUAACAAUUCACCUCGUGUCACUUCUUUUGCUUUUGCGACAUAGCUUUUUUAUUUUUUUUAAUUUUCUUUUUAAGCUCGGUAUUCCGGUCAAGAGGAGUGUUCAUUUACGGUUACAGUUUUUUUUUACUCUGUAUGAACUGGUCUAACACAAGAAAUUUUGAGAGAAGCACAAAAGACAUUCCAAAGACUCGAGUCUUCACCAUCACAUCGAUCCAUGUGGGUUGACAUAGCUAUUUAUUUGAUUUUGAUGUUGAUGCAUGCAUCCUUGUAAUGUUACAUUGCGUAAUGCACGGCAAGGGCUCUACGAUUUCUUGUUUCCUUGUUUGUUUGUUUCUUCAAUUUUUAUGGUCCCAGAUAAUGUGUUUUGUUGUGGUUUUCUCUUCUAAUAAUGUGCUUAUUUUUGUUUUAUGGAUUUGUAACACACCAUGUAGCCACUCUUAGCUACUUGUGUAUCACAUCACUGUUCCUUUUUCUCUAUACUGCCAAAUGAAUUACAAUUUAUUAACACAAGUUUGAUUUAUGACGAAGAGGAUUUAAGUGUAUGUUUGUUAUCACAUGAAAUCAUACUGGUUAAUAGGUGAUUUUGGUAAAGCCACUAUGAUACUAUGAAUUGCCAAACAUGUAAUAAGCAUAUAUUUCGCUUUAAAUUCUACCAAUUCUUUCUGUGUUUAAUGUCAUUUCAUAGUAGAAACAAUCAUAUGCUAAGUUAAUAUACAUAGGAAUUGA
Molecule: messenger RNA, 3878 nt
Organism: Trifolium pratense (red clover)
Lineage: Eukaryota; Viridiplantae; Streptophyta; Magnoliopsida; Fabales; Fabaceae
Product: protein PHYTOCHROME KINASE SUBSTRATE 4-like
Exons: 1
Coding region: 1612-3195 (527 amino acids)
Biological process (GO): phototropism
Source: RefSeq, a predicted model, not a curated record